Varanus komodoensis (Komodo dragon) is the source of this 7975-nucleotide messenger RNA. It is a transcript of the gene PTPRU, whose product is annotated as protein tyrosine phosphatase receptor type U. Gene Ontology annotation, cellular component: membrane. Gene Ontology annotation, biological process: protein dephosphorylation. Gene Ontology annotation, molecular function: protein tyrosine phosphatase activity; protein binding. The coding region runs from base 320 to 4627 and encodes 1435 amino acids. The record is from RefSeq and is a predicted model, not a curated record. NCBI's taxonomy places the organism in Eukaryota, Metazoa, Chordata, Lepidosauria, Squamata, Varanidae. The transcript has 30 exons.
UGACGUCAGUUCGGUGCUUCGCUUUUUCCCCUGUGCGCGUCUCCCCCUCGCACGCUUUUUUUCGUGCCGAAGGUUUUCGGUUCCAAUCAGGGUUCUGCUAUUUCAGCUGUGGGCAACUUUCCGCUGCCUCUUUAAGAAAAAGGAAACCUUCGCGAGCCUUGGCAGAAGAGGGGUAGGAAAAGGGGAAAAAAAGAAAAGGAAAAAAGAAAAAGAGCGCGCGCGAGAGAAAGAAAUAUUUAAAAACCCAUCAAGAAGGUUGGGGGAGAAGAACUUUUUCGGGGUGCAGGAGUGCGGGGGCCCCUUCCGUCUUAAAUGCAAGAUGCAGACCACGCGGGCUUUGAUCUUCAUGUUAACCUUUCAGAUCUGCUCCCUGGAGACCGAAACGCCUACAGCUGGCUGUACCUUUGAAGAAGAUGGGGACUUCAAUCAGUGUGAGUACAGUCAAGGUGUGGAGGAUGAUUUUGAAUGGGAACUGGUCCAGAGCUAUCGCAUGCCCCACCUGACCUCUGAUCUUCCUCAUGGCUCCUACCUGAUGGUCAACUCCUCCCAGCAUGCUCAGGGGCAGAAAGCAUAUAUCCUCUUCCAGACACUGAGUGAAAAUGACACCCACUGCCUCCAGUUCAGCUACUUCAUGUACAGCCGCGAUGGGCACAGCCCUGGGACUUUGAAUGUCUACGUGAAGGUGAACGGGGGACCGCUGGGCAGCGCGGUGUGGAAUGUCUCUGGCUCCCAUGGGCGGCAGUGGCACCAAGUCGAACUGGCCGUCAGCAUGUUUUGGCCCAACGAGUACCAGGUCCUGUUUGAGGCUGUGAUCUCCACCGAACGACGAGGAUACCUAGGGCUGGAUGAUAUCCUGCUCUUGAAUUACCCCUGCUCUAAAGCGCCUCAUUUUUCCCGCCUUGGUGAUGUGGAGGUGAACGCGGGGCAGAACGCCACCUUCCAGUGUGUGGCUGCUGGCAAAGCUUCCGAAGCUGAGAGGUUCCUCAUGCAGAGGCAAAAUGGAGUGAUUGUACCAUCUGCAUCCGUGAAACACAUCAGCCACCGGAGAUUCCUGGCUACUUUUCAGCUGGAUAAGGUUUCCAAAGGAGACCAGGACUUUUACCGCUGUGUCACCCAGUCUGGCCGAGGCUCUGGUGUCUCCAACUUUGCAGAGCUCAUUGUAAAAGAACCCCCUACUCCGAUUGCGCCUCCCCAGUUGCUGAGAGCAGGCUCAACUUACUUGAUCAUCCAGCUUAACACCAAUUCCAUCAUUGGGGACGGUCCGAUUGUUAGGAAGGAAAUUGAGUACCGGAUGACGUCUGGACCAUGGUCGGAAGUGCACGCCGUGAACAUGCAGACCUACAAGCUGUGGCACCUGGAUCCUGACACUGAAUAUGAGAUCAGCGUCUUGCUCACUCGACCCGGGGAUGGAGGGACUGGCAAACCUGGGCCUCCCCUCAUCAGUAGGACCAAGUGUGCAGAACCCAUGAGGGCACCCAAAGGCCUUGCCUUUGCAGAGAUCCAGUCGAGACAGCUGACUCUUCAGUGGGAACCCCUGGGCUACAACCUGACACGUUGUCACACGUAUACCGUCACACUCUGCUAUUGCUAUGCUGUGAGUGCUGGCCACAACCAGACCUUUCGGGAAUGUGUGAAGGUGGAGCACAAUACAAACCACUACACCAUCAAGAAUCUGCUGCCAUACAAAAAUGUCCACGUCAAACUUAUCCUCUCCAACCCUGAGGGCCGGAAAGAAGGCAAAGAGAUGAUAUUUCAGACUGAUGAAGAUGUCCCUGGAGGCAUUGCUUCGGAGUCCCUUACGUUCACACCCCUGGAAGACAUGAUUUUUCUGAAAUGGGAGGAACCAGUGGAACCCAAUGGCCUCAUCACUCAGUAUGAGAUCAGCUACCAGAGCAUUGAAUCUUCUGACCCAGCAGUCAAUGUGCCCGGCCCACGACGCACUGUCUCUAAGCUCCGAAAUGAAACCUACCACGUGUUCUCCAACCUGCAUCCUGGGACAACCUACCUCUUCUCAGUGCGGGCACGAACUGGCAAGGGCUUUGGCCAAACUGCUUUAACUGAGAUCACCACCAACAUCUCAGCUCCCAGCUUCGAUUAUGGGGACAUGCCCUCUCCCCUGGGGGAGUCCGAGAGCACCAUCACCGUCCUGCUGAGACCAGCCCAGGGUAGAGGCGCCCCAAUCAGCACUUAUCAGGUCAUUGUGGAAGAAGACCGGCCCAGGAAGAUCAAGCGGGAGGUGGCCGGGCACGAAUGCUUUCCCGUGCCACUCACCUUCAGUGAUGCCAUGUCCCGGGGCUCAGUGCACUACUUUGGAGCUGAGCUCCCCCCCAGCAGCCUCACGGAAGCCAAGCCCUUCACUGUCGGGGACAACCAAACGUACAGCGGCUACUGGAAUCCCCCACUGGAGCCCAAGAAGGCCUACCUCAUCUAUUUCCAGGCUAUGAGCAACCUGAAAGGGGAAAUGAGGCUGAAUUGCAUCCGAAUAGCCCGGAAAGCAGCCUGCAAAGAGAGCAAACGUCCCCUGGAAGUCUCCCAGCAUUCCGAGGAGAUGGGCCUCAUUCUGGGGAUCUGCGCUGGAGGGCUGGUGGUAUUGAUCAUCCUGCUCGGGGCAAUCAUUGUUGUCAUUCGGAAAGGGAAACCUGUCAACAUGGCUAAAGCUACCAUUAACUACCGCAACGAGAAGACACAUAUGAUGAGUGCAAUUGAUCGGAGCUUCACUGACCAAAGUACCCUCCAGGAGGACGAAAGACUGGGUUUGUCCUUCAUGGAUGGACACAACUACAGCAACAGAGGUGAGCAGCGCAGCAGCAUUGUCAACGAGUCCAGCAGCUUGUUAGGGGGUUCCCCGCGAAGGCAGUGUGGGCGCAAAGGUUCUCCAUACCACACUGGGCAACUUCACCCUGCUGUUCGAGUAGCUGAUCUUCUCCAACACAUCAACCAGAUGAAGACUGCAGAAGGCUAUGGCUUCAAGCAGGAGUAUGAGAGUUUCUUUGAAGGCUGGGAUGCUUCAAAGAAGAAAGAUAAAACCAAAGGGAGACAGGAUCACAUGCCUACCUAUGACCGACAUCGAGUUAAGCUCCACCCCCUUCUUGGUGACCCCAACUCAGACUAUAUCAAUGCCAACUACAUUGAUGGUUAUCACAGAUCCAACCACUUCAUAGCCACCCAAGGGCCCAAACAGGAGAUGGUCUACGACUUCUGGAGGAUGGUGUGGCAAGAGCACUGUUCCAGCAUAGUCAUGAUAACAAAGCUGGUGGAAGUGGGAAGGGUCAAAUGCUCCAAAUACUGGCCUGACGACUCAGAGAUGUACAGAGACAUCAAAAUCACCCAGGUGAAGUCUGAAACACUGGCAGAAUACGUGGUGAGGACAUUCACUCUCGAGAGGAGGGGCUACUCAGCAAGACACGAGGUAAAGCAAUUCCACUUCACAUCGUGGCCAGAACAUGGUGUGCCUUACCAUGCUACUGGACUCCUCGCAUUCAUCCGCAGGGUGAAGGCUUCAACACCUCCUGAUGCAGGACCCAUAGUGAUCCACUGCAGCGCUGGUACAGGAAGGACAGGUUGCUACAUUGUCCUUGAUGUGAUGCUGGAUAUGGCCGAAUGUGAAGGUGUUGUGGACAUUUACAACUGUGUGAAAACACUCUGCUCACGGAGAAUCAACAUGAUACAGACAGAGGAGCAAUAUGUCUUCAUCCACGACGCCAUCUUGGAAGCCUGCCUGUGUGGUGAGACCAGCAUCCCUGUUAGCGAGUUCAAGGCCACAUACAAAGAGAUGGUCAGGAUAGAUCCUCAAAGCAACUCUUCACAGCUGCGGGAGGAGUUCCAGCAGACUCUGAAUUCCGUAACACCCCACCUGGACGUGGAGGAGUGCAGCAUCGCCCUUCUGCCACGCAACCGGGAGAAGAAUCGCAGUAUGGAUGUGCUGCCUCCAGACCGGUGCCUCCCCUUCUUGAUCUCCAUGGAUGGAGACAGCAACAAUUACAUCAACGCGGCCUUAACUGACAGCUACACAAAGAGUGCUGCCUUCAUCGUGACCUUGCACCCGCUGCAGAACACCACCACAGACUUCUGGAGGCUGGUCUAUGACUACGGCUGCACCUCCAUCAUCAUGCUGAACCAGCUCAAUCAGUCCAACUCUGCCUGGCCUUGUUUACAAUAUUGGCCUGAGCCGGGACUCCAGCAGUACGGACCAAUGGAGGUGGAAUAUGUUUCCAGAUCAGCUGACGAAGAUGUGGUCGCUCGUCUUUUCCGGGUGCAGAAUAUAACACGGUUACAGGAGGGGCACCUGAUGGUGCGACACUUCCAAUACUUGCGGUGGUCAGCCUACAGAGACACCCCUGAUUCUAAGAAGUCUUUCCUGCAUUUGUUAGCCCAAGUGGAAAAGUGGCAGGGGGAAUGUGGUGAUGGAAGGACAAUUGUGCAUUGUUUGAAUGGGGGUGGCCGGAGUGGCACUUUCUGUGCUUGCACCAUGAUCUUGGAGAUGAUCAAGUGUCACAAGCUGGUGGAUGUGUUCUUUGCUGCAAAGACCCUCCGUAACUACAAACCAAAUAUGGUGGAGACCUUUGAACAAUACCACUUCUGCUAUGACCUAGCCCUGGAAUACUUGGAGUCAUUGGAGACCAGAUAGCACCUUGCCGGGAACGCACAGGCAAGUGUUUGUUUUGGGUUUGGGCCAAACAUGCAUUUUGCACCUGGACUGUUUGAGUAAGAGCAAGAGGGAGGAGGAAAACAAAACCGGAAAAGAAUGAAAAGGACAAGCGAGAGAUGGGGCUGUGUUGUCCAUCCCCAACCUUCAUGUUUCUUCUUAGCCUCCUACUCCUGCCUCUCUAGCUCCCCAUGGAGUUUGGUACCUGUGUGUCCUGUGGACUGGUUUGCAGAGAGGACGUCAGGCUGGAUCUCUUUAUGGUGACACCAGUCACAGCCUUGAGAUGGACCAAGACCACAGAGAGCAGGAGGAGAAGCAAUGUCCAACUUUCAAGGUGGCUACAGGAGAUUUGAGGAAACCAUGUGGGACCUGCGGCUGUCCCAAAGGCUGACACUGCCUGAAGGAGAUGAUAUGAGAUCUUUGCGGUCAUCCUGUUUGGGAAUCCUGUGCCAAGUUUGGACUGAGCGUGCUUAAAUGGGACCUGUACAGUCUUGACUCUCUGUUUAUAACCACGUGUUUCUUGUUUCCAGACUAAUGCCUGCCUCCAAAGACGGUUCUUACAUUUAUCCUUGCCCAGCCCUGCCUGCUGGAAAAUGCCAACAAUAACCGAGUCCUGCUGUUGAUCCCGUAGGAGUGAAGCACACGGGCUGCUUACUUAAAGGCUGAGAUACCCCAGGCCAGAUUUUCUUAACUGCAGUCAUGUGUUUGCACCUGGAUAUAAUCCGCUCCAAGCUGCUGAAAGGGGCUUCUUUUUCAAAGGGCAGGAAUCAGCCCUCUAGCCCUGUAAAGCUGGUUUAAAAAUGGCUACCCAAACAUUGGAGCAUCCCAAAUCCUGCUCUGCUCUUUAGAUUCUUAGCCAUAAAGCUCACAUGCACACGAUAGCCAGAAAGAAAUUUAGUGGAGAGAAUAUAUGUUCUCCCACAAAUGGAUCUGAUCAUAUUGCUAAGAAAGAGCAGGUGAGUGAGUUAGGAAAGAAGAGGCCAACACAGGUGCAAAGAUUUAGAAAGUCUGGGGUCAGCCUUGGGUUGCUUGCUGGUUGUGGCUUUGAGCAUGGAGAAGGGGAAACCUAUGACUGACUUCAGCACUUAAGGCUAAUGUGGUUGGAGCUCAUUUUGCCUUGGAAAAAUGAACCGGUUUUACUGGCAUUCGUUCUAAGAUGGUAGCACAUUUCCUUUGUACAGCUGAGCUCCCUCCAGUGAGCGAAUGCCUCAAAGGAAUCAGUUAAUGCCAACCAGAAUAAUCAUAAAAGAGCUGGAUGGCAAAGUUUCUUUAUUCUAAGCCCCUAGUUGCAGUUUGGGAUCAACUGCUCAGAACCUGGACCAGAAGCCUAGAAACAGCUGUUUAUAUAGGCCCUUUGAUCCAACAGCCAAACUAGCUAAUCUGUCCAUUUCCCACUCUGGGGAUCAUAUUUGUUGGAGGAAAUUAAUAGAGGAUUAUUUAACCCUGUAUACUGUUGGGCCUGGAAAUGGUUGCUUUUUAUUUGCUUCCUUGUGGAGACAAUCUAGGUAGCCAUGCUAAGCAACUUCUGGCAAGAGAGGAUCACAUACAAUGACCGAAGCCCCCAGUUCUUAGACUGCAUGAUGGAGACAAGUGUGGGUACAGUCCACAAUAUGAGACAACACACUUAUUGUAGCACAGCUCCAAGGGUCAGUUGUGAGCAUUGUGAGGAGCACCCAUGCUGGCCUAAAACAGUGGACUUCAGCCUGGUGGGUAGCCUUGCUUUGCUAAGCCACUCUUACUACCACUGGUGGAGGACCCCAGUCCCAGCCCUCGUCGUUCCCAUAGACAAAGCAAAUCCUUACUGGUCAAGGCAUUGACUGAACUAGCAAGAAAAGGAAGCAUUCUGGGCACGGGUGUGCAUUCAUCAAGUGAAUGUAGCAGUGAACAAUGGCCCACUGCAACUGGCAUUGGUUCGCUUUGCAGGGAGAGGGUUACUUUCUCGGUUAGCGGCAAGAUUUUUCUUUGGCCAAUGCUCCUGGCACCCCUCACUUUGUCCCCAUCAACACCCCAGUGUUGCACCAGACUUGAGGCUGGUAGGAGAGAGGGUGUCUACCAGCAUCGGCUGCCAUUUUUGUGUGGGAGCUGCCAUUUUCCUCCCACAAUGCCCCAGCAUGACAAAUUCUGGGAAAACAAAAUGGUGGCCACCAGGAAGCAUCAAUAUAUACCCAACUUAUGCUGCCACUUGCUGAAGACAGGCAUGAAUACUGAAAUGAAGCAUAGAAUGAACAGAAUUGUCAUUGACAAAGACUGAAACUGGUGGCAGCUGGGUGGUGGUGGGGCAUCCUUGUAUACUCCCAAUGGUUCUUUCACAAUGUGACAACAGUGGGCAGAUAUUUUGUCACUGACUUUUGCAUCUGGUCCACCAAUGGUGCCUCCAAGGAGACUUAGGGUACCACUUUCCAGUGUGCUCAAAGCAAGAUCCAUAGGCCACUGUGCCAAAGUAAGAACCAAAUUUAUUCAGCCUAGCGAAGGGGUAGUUGGAAAAGAGCCAAGAUAUAAGCUGGCACUUACGCAGGAUACACCUGGCCAAAAGGAAUUCUGGAAGGGUGGAUCUGAUGGAAACCAUAGGCUGAAACUUAAGGGCUUCUCCACAUGUUUCUCUUUUCUUAAUGCUGAGAUUAAUACCAUUAAAUGUUAAUAGCAACUUGUAGUUUCCUGUGUUAAAAGCAAAGAUAAACAGUAUUCAUACUUUUUCAAACUUUUUACAAUAAGAGUAUUUAAAAGGCUAUGCCUGUGGCACAAUUUAAUAGGAGGUGGUAUUUAGGCCCAGCAUUUAGCUUGCUGGAAAUUACAGAUUCCAUCUGAAAGACAAAUGACUGCUUGCCUUUAUGGCUGCAAAGAAUUUGAACUCUUGGAAGCUGAAAGAUGGACUGAAUGAAAUUUCCAGAGGCUGGAAUUGGGAUUCCCAUGCUGUGCAUAACACCUUGUUCCUUCAUAUGUCUAUGAAAAGCAGAAGAAAUAAUAUGAAAUUGUAAAAAUGUCAGAAUCCUGCCAAAUAACAGACAUUAUACAGAUCUUGUCAACUUAAAUCAUCUAUAUUGGUUGCAGAAUUCAGCUUUUCUUGGUGCAGGAUUUGAAUUCAGAAGGCAGAAGGCCUGAAGUACGGAAUUGCUAAGUAGAGAAGUGAUAUGUGAAGUCACUCAGCCACCAGGAGAGUUUCUUCUGACCCUCUAAAGAUUAUUGGAAUGUUGCUCAGGAUUCGUCACCUUGCCCAUUGAAUGUUUAGGAUGCUGCAGGACACACAGCAACCAGAACAUUGAAGGAAGGUGGGUGGGAUCUAUUGGCUUCAUUCUUGACUAGUGCAGCCCAUAGAGAAAUUGUAUCUAAACU